Helicoverpa zea (corn earworm) is the source of this 13714-nucleotide messenger RNA. RefSeq names its product dynein beta chain, ciliary (gene Dhc93AB). Gene Ontology annotation, cellular component: dynein complex. Gene Ontology annotation, molecular function: dynein intermediate chain binding; ATP hydrolysis activity; ATP binding. The coding region runs from base 1 to 13467 and encodes 4488 amino acids. Lineage: Eukaryota; Metazoa; Arthropoda; Insecta; Lepidoptera; Noctuidae. The transcript is spliced from 66 exons. The record is from RefSeq and is a predicted model, not a curated record. Gene Ontology annotation, biological process: microtubule-based movement.
AUGGACCAACCGGCUGCAUCCUCGUCCAAUCAGGACCCUCGUUUCGACUUCAUAGGGUCUUACGCAGUCAAAUCUUUAAAACUAAAGCCGGAGAAAUGGAUGAGGGUGUUGGGUUUAGAAGAACACAGGUCUACAUUAAAAGACUUUGUGGACAAACCCUUCCCCAUGCUUUUGGUGGUGGUCCUGACAAAUGCGCUGCAGUUGGUACCGGUCAUAUCAUUCCCUUGUUAUCUGAAGAAUAAAGCCGUUUACUAUGUGAAGAAGAAGCCUGAACCUAUACCGAAAAAAGAUUGCGCGUCUAUGGUAAUAUUUGGUGAUCUAGCUCCAAGACUAAUAGAUGAACUAGCAGCGUUAGUGGAUGAAGUGUUUGUUCCUCUGCUAUCCAAUCCACUGAACCAUGAAGGCUGGCCGUUGGUUGUAUCACAAGAUAUUCUCAAACAAAUCCACAAUCUCAAGAGUACUGUGUAUGAGGUAAAAGGCAAAGUAAACGGCCAAACAGUCCUACCGAUGCCGGUAGGAGUAGAACUAGUUCAUGAAGCAGAGAAGGAACUGCUUCGAGGAAAGGAGGUGGACCUAUAUUUGAAGAGUGCGAUAGAAGGCGUGGUCAUCAAGUGGGCGCAGCAGAUCAAUGACGUCAUGAUGGAGGACUCCGGACAGGCUUUUGAUAAUGGACAGAAUCCUUCGCCUAGUGUCGAAUUGGCAUUUUGGAGAUCACGACUAAGCAAUCUGAACUACAUAUACGAUCAGUUGCGUACGGAGAGAGUGCGAUGUAUGGCUGUUAUAUUGGAGAAAACUACAUCAGCCUACUACCCUUGCUUCAGCAGGUUAUUCAAGAACAUUGUGUCAGCACUGGCUGAAGCUCGAGAAAUCGAUCUCUAUCUGCACACAUUAGAGAAACAUUUCCAAGGUCUAGAAGAAAUUGACUUCACGGAAUGUCAGCCAUUGUUCAGACCCUUAUUCCAUGUCAUCUGCAUGAUCUGGAGAGAUUCUAAGUACUAUUGCAAUUCCUCCAAGCUGAUAGUGCUGCUGAAGCAAAUAGCUAAUCUGCUGAUUUAUCAGGCCAAAAAAUGUCUCGACCCAAGCACGCUAUUCCAUAGCGACAUAGACGAAGCAACUCUACGGAUACAAGUCACGAUAGACAUACUCAAGAAGUUUAAAACUACCUUCGAAUAUUUCAAAGAAAAUCUGGCAAAAUAUUUCGUGGACAGACGAGUGAUUCCUUGGACCUUCCAUCCUAACGUUGUUUUCGAAAGGCUUAAUAGGUUCUUAGACCGGCUCAAUACCAUACAAUGGUUCUUCAAAACAGUUUUAGAAUUUCAAAAGCUAGAGAAGAUAGAGAUUGGUGGAAUGAAGGGAAGAGUCCUUGGUGGUGAAAUAAGACAAAUAUCAGCAGAAUUUGACGCAUACUUUACUGGCUUUGCAUCAAAAUCUUAUGACGUACUAGAUCCAGAUGACGACACAUUUAACGUUGAUUUCAAAGACUUCCAAGAGAACAUAAUUGAUUUAGAUCUCAAACUUUCAACCGUCUUGGUUGAAUCGUUUGAUAAUUGUACGACAUUAGAGUCUAUUUUCAAGUUGAUUGAUGUUGUGGGUUCGGUCUUGGAUCGACCUUUGAUCAGCAAGGAGUUCACUGCGAAGUAUGUUGAGAUCAUUGUUAUGCUUGAAGAAGAAAUUAAUACUUGCGAAGAACUAUUCACUGAACAGAGUAACCGACUGGAGAAGUACGGUAUGAUGGAGGUGGACGAGUACCUGCCUCCCGUCGCCGGCGGCCUCCUGUUCAUGACUACGCUAGCUGCGAGGAUAACCAAGCCUAUAGCUAGCUUUCGCAAUUUGCCGCACCCGAUAAAGGGUACGGAUGAAGCGAAGAAAAUCUUCAUAAGACACGAAGAAUUGAUUGAAAGGAUCAAUGAAUUCAAGAGAAAAUAUUUCAACGACUGGACUUUAACUGUCCCCAAAAUUAUUGAAGACACGACAAACAAUAUGAUAUUGGCACGUCAAGGAUCUGAUUUGAUUUUGAAUUUUCAUCCAUUGCUGUUAGAUGUCCUGAAAGAAGUUCAUCAUUUACGUUCAAACGAAGAGUACAAAGACAGCUUACCAGCCGAAGGGUUAGCUAUAUUCGAGAAACAGGAGACGUAUCGACAGUACAGGAUCAACUUGGGCAUAACAAUUGACUGGUAUAAUCAGAUUAGAAAGAACAGUCAGAAAGUGGAGUUCGAUUUAGUAGAGGAUGAGAUAAAAGCAAUUGAUCAAAGGAUUGAGAUGGCUCAGAAUAAACUUAACUGGAAUUCCCAAGACCUAUGGAAUUAUUUGCAAGAACUACAUAGAUUAGUCGGUAAUCUAUUCGAAAGAAUGUCGAAGAUACAAGACAAUUUGGUGGAAAUUAAAGAAACUAUGAAGGAUUGGUCAGUGCAACCGUUGUUUGAAAGAAAGGAAGGCAAGAAGGAUACUUUAAUGAAUUUAGAAGAUCGACCAGAUAAGAAAGCAAAACGUUACAGCGAUAUAGUGGCGACGGCUAAUCGAAUCAAUGAGUUGUUGAAUGAAAACAUGCAACUGUUUAACAUGCAAGACAAUCAGAAUAGCGAAAUCUGGAUGAAUUAUGUAGCUUUCAUCGAUGCACUGUUAGAAGAAGCACUAUUUAAGACUAUUGCAUGCAGUUUGGGCUACAUAUCAGAACAUAUGAAUCCAAAAAACAAAUUAGCUCCUUUAUUCGAAGCCCAACUGGAACUCUGGGACCCAGACAUGGUUUUCGUUCCAAGCUUAGAUCCAAGCGAUGAAAAGGGAUUUACAGCAUUGAUCAAAGGUCUUAUUGAUGAUGUAUUGAAUAUGGCUACGUUAAUUGAAAGGAUUGAUAAACAGAAAGAUCCAACGUAUGAAAAGGAAAUUAUUGGUAGUGAAGAUGUUAUUGAGAUGAAGGAAGAAAUACUGAAUGGAAUUGAGAAGGUAAUUGAAGAUGCAAAUGAAUUUUGCAAAACAUUCGAGAACUAUUCGUACUUGUGGCUUGAAGAAAGAGAUGCAGUGAUGGAAAUAUUCCUUACUUAUGGUAGAAUACUAACACCUGAUGAAGUGGACAAACUAGCUUUAGACGAAAAGGACAGAGUCGAAGGAGAGGGUCCUGUUCCUUGUGAGCCUAAAAUGGAAGGUUUUAGAGAGCAGAUUGAUCACUACGAAAAUUUAUUUAUGGAGAUAGAAGAUAUGCAGCCGUAUAAAAUCUUUAACAACUGGUUUCAGGUGGACAUUAGACCAUUCAGACAGGCUUUGCUCAACACUGUGAGGAAAUGGGGCAACAUGUACAAAGAGCAUCUUGUCAACAAAGUAACUUGCAGUCUCAGUGAUCUGGGCAACUUCAUACGAGAUGCCGAUGAAGGCCUACUUCAACCGGUACCAGAAGGAGAUUAUGAAGCUCUAGUCAGAAUAAUGGGAUACCUCAUGCACGUGAAAGACCGCACAGUCACAACAGACGAUAUGUUCCAGCCGUUGACUGAAACUAUCGAGCUCCUUAAAUUCUAUGAUAUGGAUAUACCUGAAGAAGUCAAUGUAUUGCUUCAGGAACUUCCCGAACAAUGGCAAGCGACAAAGAAAUUGGCGUUAACAGUAAAGCAGCAAGUAGCACCGCUACAGGCAGCAGAAGUGUCGGGUAUUAGGAAAAAGAUUUCCACAUUCGAUAGUCAUGUCACUUACUAUAGGGAAGUUUUUAAGAGAUAUGAGUUCUUCAAAUAUGACUGUGAAGAUCCUUACGAAGUAAUGUCCAGAGUAGACCAUGAACUUUUGUUCUUGGAAGAAGAGAUGAGGGGGAUACAGGAGUCUGGGUCACUAUUUGAAGUGAACGUACCUGAAUUCAAGUUGCUGAAGCAAUGUAGGAAGGAAUUAAGAAUGCUGAAGCAACUUUGGGAUUACGUAUACAUAGUAAGAACUAGCAUAGAGGAUUGGAAAACCACACCUUGGCGUAAAAUCGAUGUUGAGAACAUGGACAUUGAAUGUAAAAAGUUCGCCAAAGAAAUCAGAUUGCUUGACAAGGAAAUGAGAAGUUGGGACACAUACAUAACAUUAGAAGCAACAGUAAAGAAUAUGCUAACAUCACUAAGAGCAGUAGGUGAGCUACAGAACCCAGCAAUCAGAGAAAGACAUUGGGACCAACUGAUGAGUACAACUAAGAGCUUAGCAGCAUUACCACGUGAACUCACUGUGAGAAUCGUAAUGGAUCUUAACACGACGCUGGCUGAUUUACUCGCCUUGAACCUGCACGAAUGUGAGGAAGAAGUGAAGAAUAUUGUAGACAAAGCUGUGAAAGAAAUGUCUAUGGAGAAAGUUCUGAAAGAUCUGCACACUACGUGGAGUCAUUUGGAGUUCGAACAAGAAGUCCAUUCACGAACACAAUGUACGCUGCUAAGAGCUAGCGAAGAGCUGAUUGAAACACUAGAAGAGAAUCAGGUGCAACUCCAAAACUUGAUAACAUCAAAAUUCAUAGCAUAUUUCCUGGAAGAAGUAUCAGGGUGGCAGCAAAAGUUAUCCAUAGCGGACCAAGUGAUCACUGUAUGGUUUGAAGUGCAAAGGACCUGGACGCACUUGGAGAGUAUCUUUAUGAGCUCAGAGGAUAUUAGAAAACAGCUGCCUGAAGACUCAGCUAGGUUUGAUAAGAUUGAUGCCGAAUUCAAAAUAUUAUCAACAGAAAUGGCGAAAACUCCAAAUGUAGUAAAAGGUACUAACAAAGAAGGCUUAGUUGAGCAUUUGGACAAUAUUCAAAAGGAUCUUAUAAUUUGUGAAAAGGCUUUAGCAGAGUACUUGGAAACAAAACGAUUGGCGUUCCCAAGGUUCUAUUUUGUGUCCUCCGCAGAUUUGUUGGAUAUUCUAUCAAACGGGAAUCAAGCUGAUUUAGUUAUCAGGCAUUUAACGAAACUGUUUGAUUCGAUUGCAAAGCUGAAAUUUAUUGAUGAUCAAAAGCCAGGCGAAAAGAUAGCAUCUGGGAUGAUAGCUAAGGAUGGAGAAAUAGUACCAUUCCAUGGAACUUGUGAUUGUACUGGGGCUGUUGAAAUCUGGCUAAACAGACUCCAGGACAUGAUGAGAUCAGCCAUCCGACAUUAUUUCGGAGAAGCAAUAGUUUCUUACGAGGAAAAGCCCAGAGAGCAAUGGCUCUUCGAUUUCAUGGCCCAAGUCUCACUCUGUGGGUCCCAAAUCUGGUGGACGACUGAAGUGAAUAUGGCAUUUGCCAGACUUGAAGAGGGAUAUGACAAUGCUUUGAAAGAUUAUUAUAAAAAGCAGCUAUCACAGCUCAGUACGUUGAUUUCGCUAUUGAUAGGAGAGUUGACGAAGCAAGAUAGGCAGAAGAUUAUGACAAUAUGUACUAUUGAUGUCCAUUCACGAGAUGUUGUGAGUAAAAUGAUUCAGGGGAAGGUUGAGGCUGGUUCGGCAUUUCAGUGGCAGUCUCAGCUCCGGCACAGAUGGGGUGAAAAAGAAUAUCAUUGUUUUGCGAAUAUCUGCGAUGCUCAGUUCACAUAUAGUUACGAAUACUUGGGUAAUACUCCGAGGCUUGUCAUCACACCAUUGACUGAUCGCUGCUACAUUACACUGACACAGUCCCUUCACUUGAUCAUGGGUGGAGGUCCGGCGGGACCAGCCGGUACUGGCAAAACUGAGACCACUAAAGACUUGGGAAGAGCUUUGGGUAUAAUGGUGUAUGUCUUCAACUGUUCGGAGCAAAUGGAUUAUCAGUCUUGCGGCAACAUUUACAAAGGGCUGGCACAAACUGGAGCUUGGGGAUGUUUUGAUGAGUUCAACCGAAUCUCAGUUGAGGUGUUGUCUGUCGUUGCUGUCCAAGUGAAGUCUGUACAAGAUGCCAUCAGGGACAAGAAGGAAAAAUUCAAUUUCAUGGGAGAAAUAAUAUCCCUAACCCCAUCAGUUGGUAUUUUCAUCACCAUGAACCCUGGUUACGCCGGUCGUACGGAACUACCUGAGAAUCUGAAAGCUUUAUUCCGGCCAUGUGCUAUGGUUGUACCAGACUUCGAACUGAUUUGUGAGAUCAUGUUGGUCGCUGAAGGGUUUCAAGAAGCUAAAAUAUUGGCUAGGAAGUUUAUUACGCUGUAUACUUUGUGUAAGGAGUUGUUAUCGAAACAGGAUCAUUAUGAUUGGGGAUUGAGAGCUAUUAAAUCUGUAUUAGUGGUUGCCGGGUCUUUGAAGAGAGGCGAUCCAGGUAGACCAGAAGAAGAAGUACUCAUGAGAACUCUUCGAGAUUUCAACAUACCAAAAAUAGUAACAGACGACAUGCCAGUAUUCAUGGGGCUUAUCGGUGACUUGUUCCCAGCUCUAGAAGUACCAAGAAAACGUGAUCUGGAAUUCGAAAGAACUGUCAAACAAGCUGCUAUGGAUCUGUCUUUACAACCUGAAGACAAUUUCAUUUUAAAAGUAGUACAAUUGGAAGAAUUGCUUGAAGUUCGACAUUCUGUCUUUAUCGUUGGUAAUGCAGGCACAGGGAAGACUCAAGUAUGGAAAACGCUUUUUAAAACUUACCAGAAUCUGAAGAAGAAGCCUAUUUUUAAUGAUUUGAAUCCCAAAGCUGUUACUAAUGAUGAACUCUUUGGUAUUAUUAAUCCAGCUACAAGAGAAUGGAAAGAUGGUUUGCUCUCAGUAAUAAUGAGAGAUCAAGCUAAUCUGGCCGGAGAUAAUCCAAAAUGGAUAGUACUUGACGGUGACAUAGAUCCGAUGUGGAUUGAAUCCUUGAACACUGUGAUGGAUGAUAACAAGAUUUUGACGUUGGCUAGUAAUGAACGUAUUGCUUUGACUCCUGUAAUGAGGCUGAUGUUUGAGAUUUCAAACUUACGUACUGCCACUCCAGCUACUGUGUCUAGGGCUGGUAUUUUAUAUAUAAAUGCUCAAGAUUUAGGAUGGAAUCCGUACGUUACAAGCUGGGUAGAAACAAGGAAGAUACCAGCAGAAAAGUCUAACCUAGUUGUUCUAUUUGACAAGUACAUUCCAUCCUGUCUAGAAACAGUCAGAACUCGCUUCAAAAAGAUCACUCCAAUUGUAGACAUGGCUCAUGUUCAAAUGCUAUGUCAUCUAUUAAACUGUCUGUUUGUACCUGAGAAUACACCUGCAGAAUGUCCGAAGGAGUGGCAUGAUAUAUUCUUUGUGUUCGCUUGUGUUUGGGCUUUUGGGUCCGCUAUGUUUCACGAGGGUAGUGUUGAUUAUAGGAUUGAAUUUUCAAAAUGGUGGAACAACGAAUUCAAGAAUAUCAAAUUCCCUCCUGGCGGGACUGUGUUUGAUUACUACAUAGAUCACGACACUAAAAAGUUUACUCCAUGGACUGAGAAGAUACCAAAGUUUGAAUUGGACAGUGAUGUACCUUUGCAGGCUGUGCUAGUACCGACAGCAGAAACCAUAAGAGUCAGAUUCUUCCUUGAUUUGCUAAUGAAGAACAAGCAUCCAGUGAUGUUAGUAGGCAGUGCUGGUUCGGGCAAAACAGUUCUGGUCAAUGAAAAAUUACAAGGGUUACCAGAAGCAUACGCCAUCCAAUCCGUCCCAUUCAACUUUUACACUUCAUCAGAGAUGUUACAAAAGAUCCUUGAAAAACCCUUAGAGAAGAAAGCCGGCCGAAACUACGGCCCACCUGGGAACAAAACUUUGAUAUACUUCAUUGACGACAUGAAUAUGCCUGAAGUAGAUGCUUACGGGACCGUACAACCCCACACAAUCAUUCGUCAGCAUAUGGACUAUGGCCAUUGGUAUGAUCGUACCAAAUUAUCUCUAAAAGACAUUCACAACACCCAAUAUGUGUCCUGUAUGAAUCCGACUUCAGGCAGUUUUACCAUAAACCCGAGGUUACAGAGACAUUUCUGUGUGUUUGCUAUAAGCUUUCCUAAUAAUGAGGCGUUGAAUAAUAUCUAUCAUUCGAUCCUGAGCCAGCAUCUAAUCAAUCCAGAGUUGAGAAUAAAUCCACAGCUUGUUAAAAUAUCAUCAAAUGUGGUACAAGCAACUAUAACUCUUCAUAACAAAGUGUCUCAAGUAUUCCUACCAACAGCAAUCAAAUUCCAUUACAUAUUCAAUUUGAGGGAUUUGUCCAAUAUAUUCCAGGGUUUCUUGUUCAGUAGCAAUGAAUGUAUAGAGACCACAUCUGAUAUGCUGCGUCUAUGGAUGCAUGAGACAAGCCGUGUGUACGGAGACAAACUAACUGAAGAGAAAGAUAUUGAUGCUUUCCUUAAAGCCCAAGUUGAUAUCUGUAAGAAGAAUUUUGAGGAUAUCGACGAAGGUGUAGUAUUCGAGCGUCCAAACAUCUACUGCCACUUUGCGGGCGGGAUAGGCGAGCCGAAGUACAUGCCCAUCAUGAACUGGGAACAGCUGAACAAACUCCUCACGGAAGCCAUGGCGAGUUACAACGAUCUCAUCGCUGCCAUGAACUUGGUGCUGUUCGAAGAUGCUAUGAUGCAUAUUUGCAGAAUCUCUCGUAUCCUGGAGAGCCCAAGAGGUAGCGCUUUGCUCGUGGGAGUAGGAGGUUCAGGCAAACAGUCGCUGUCACGACUGGCUGCUUUCAUAUCGAGCUUAGAAGUCUUACAGAUACAACUCAAAAAGGGAUAUGGAGUUUCUGAUCUUAAGAAUGAACUAUCUCAAUUGUAUAUCAAGACUGGCCUGAAGAAUGUCGGCAUUAUGUUCCUGAUGACGGACGCUCAAGUAGCAAAUGAACAGUUCUUGGUGCUCAUCAACGAUUUGUUGGCAUCUGGUGAAGUUGCUGACUUGUUCCCUGAUGAUGAAAUGGAAAACAUUAUUGCUGGAGUGAGGAAUGAGGUGAAAGGUGCAGGCCUACCAGACACAAGGGAAACUUGUUGGAAGUUCUUCAUAGACAGAGUUCGUAAACAGCUCAAAGUGGUUCUCUGCUUCUCUCCCGUCGGCUCAACUCUUCGAGUAAGAUCUAGAAAGUUCCCCGCGCUCAUCAACUGUACGUCUAUCAACUGGUUCCACGAGUGGCCUCAAGAAGCUUUGGUGUCUGUGGCCAUGAGAUUCUUAGAGGAGCUUGAUAAUCUGCCGAUCGCUCUCAGAGACUCAAUAUCUAGAUUUAUGGCGUACGUCCACACCUCCGUGAACACGAUGUCCAAAGCAUACCUAGCCAAUGAGAGACGUUACAACUAUACUACGCCUAAGAGUUACUUAGAACAGAUCAGUUUGUAUGCGAAGCUGGUUAAUAAUAAAACUGAUGAACUUCGCGCUAAAAUUGUUAGGCUCGAAAAUGGUCUCGAAAAGCUAGCCAGCACAUCAUGCCAAGUCGAUGCACUGAAGGAAAAGUUAGCAGUACAAGAAGUUGAGCUACACCAAAAGAAUGAGGCAGCUGAUAAAUUGAUUGAGAUGGUUGGCGUUGAGACUGCUAAAGUACAGAGCGAGAAAGCACUAGCCGACGAGGAGGAAGAGAAAGUAGCAGUAAUAGCCGAAGAAGUAUCUAAGAAACAAAAAGAUUGCGAAGAAGAUUUGAUAAAAGCCGAACCAGCGCUCGUAGCUGCCCAAGAAGCUUUGAACACGCUGAACAAAGCUAACCUUACUGAACUGAAGUCUUUUGGUUCGCCUCCCGGUGCUGUGACCAAUGUGACGGCCGCUGUGAUGGUGUUACUUGCUCCUGGUGGCAAGAUUCCUAAGGAUAGGAGCUGGAAAGCUGCUAAGGUCGUAAUGGCAAAAGUGGACGUGUUUCUUGAGUGCCUGAUUCAUUAUGACAAAGAAAACAUUCAUCCUGACGUCAUUAAAGCCAUUCAACCUUAUUUGAAGGAUUCCGAAUUUGAACCAGAGUUCGUAAGAUCAAAAUCGGCUGCAGCUGCUGGUCUCUGUGCCUGGGUUAUUAACAUCAUUAAGUUCUACGAAGUAUUCUGCGAUGUUGAGCCCAAAAGAAAAGCUUUGGCAGCUGCUAAUGCUGAAUUGGCAGCCGCUACUGAAAAAUUGAGAUCUAUCAAAUGCAAAGUUGCUGCUCUAGAAGAAAAAUUGGCGACAUUGACGGCAGAUUUUGAAAAGGCCACUUCAGAAAAGAUGAAGUGUCAAAAGGAAGCCGAUGCAACGAAUGCAACUAUACAACUUGCUAAUAGGCUAGUCAAUGGGCUUGCUAGUGAGAAUGUUAGAUGGGCUGAAGCUGUUUCAAGCCUAAUGCAACAAGGAACCACAUUACCGGGAGAUGUACUACUUGUUUGUGCUUUCAUAUCUUACGUGGGAUGUUUCACCAAACAAUUUAGACUGGAUUUGAUGCAUAAAAACUGGCUUGUUUUCUUGAAGACCUUAGAGCCGCCUAUACCAAUAACGGAAGGUUUGGAUCCACUAACGAUGCUUACAGAUGACACGACGAUAGCAAUGUGGCAAAACGAAGGUUUGCCUUCAGACCGCAUGAGUACUGAGAAUGCCACUAUUUUGUCUAAUUCUGAUCGUUGGCCGCUUAUGAUUGAUCCUCAGUUACAAGGAGUAAAAUGGAUCAAGCAAAAAUAUGGCGAAAAACUACGAGUCAUUCGAUUAGGACAGCGCGGCUAUUUGGACACCAUAGAAAAAGCUAUAAUAAAAGGAGAAACAGUUCUAUUUGAAAACAUUGGUGAGACAGUCGAUCCUGUGUUGGAUCCCUUGCUGGGAAGGACACUAAUCAAGAAAGGAAGAGCAAUAAAGAUAGGUGACAAAGAAGUAGAGUACAGUCCAAACUUCAGGCUGAUCCUACAUACAAAAUUAGCCAACCCUCAUUAUAAGCCUGAGAUGCAAGCUCAAACAACUUUAGUCAACUUCACGGUAACUCGCGAUGGUCUAGAAGACCAGCUCCUAGCUGAAGUAGUUAAAGCAGAAAGACCGGAUCUAGAAGACUUGAAAGCAGAGUUGACAAAACAGCAGAAUCAGUUCAAAAUUCAGUUGAAGUCGCUAGAAGAUGAUUUGCUUUCUCGAUUGUCAUCUGCUGGUGAUGAUAUUCUCGGUGAUACCGCUUUAGUCGAGAAUUUGGAAACUACAAAGAAAACUGCUGCUGAUAUUGAGAAAAAAGUGGCCGAAGCUAAAAUUACGUCAAAGGAGAUUGAUGUAGCUCGUGAAUUCUAUAGACCAGCUUCAGCGAGAGCAUCCUUGCUGUACUUCAUUUUGAAUGACCUCAACACCAUUAAUCCUAUCUACCAAUUUUCUCUCAAGGCCUUCAGUGUGGUAUUCCAAAAAGCGAUAUCUCGUGCAGAGCCAGCUGACGAACUUGGCCAAAGAAUCAAAAACCUAAUUGAUUGUAUUAGCUUUUCCGUUUACCAGUACACCUCGAGGGGUCUGUUUGAGUGCGACAAACUUAUUUUUGCAUCUCAAAUGACAUUCCAGGUGCUUCUUAUGAGCGAAGAGGUAUCAUCAGUGGAACUGGAUUUCUUCCUUCGUUUUCCCAUAAAACCCCACGUAACUAGUCCAGUGGAUUUCCUAUCUAACCAGAGUUGGGGAGGUAUUUGCUCUUUGGCCGGUAAGGAAGAGUUCAGGAAUUUGGACAGAGAUAUUGAAACAUCGCCUAAGAGGUGGAAGAAGAUUGUUGAAGUUGAAUGUCCUGAACGAGAGAAAUUCCCCCAGGAAUGGAAAAACAAGCCAGCUCUUCAAAGACUAUGCAUGUUAAGAGCUCUAAGACCAGAUAGGAUGACAUAUGCUGUGGCGGCAUACAUUGAAGAAAAGAUGGGCGCGAAAUACGUGGAAAACCGAACAGUGGAAUUCAGCAAAUCAUUCGAAGAGACCAGUCCGACUACGCCAAUAUUCUUCAUCCUAUCCCCUGGAGUGAACCCGCUGAAAGACGUGGAAGCUUUAGGCAAGAUCAUGGGUUACACGGCAGAUAAUGGCAACUUCCAUAAUGUGUCGCUAGGUCAGGGGCAGGAGAUUGUCGCUGAACAGGCGAUGGAUGAAGGCCUGCAGAAGGGACAUUGGGUGGUUUUACAGAACAUUCAUUUAGUAAAGAAAUGGCUACCGAACCUCGAAAAGAAGAUGGAGAGCUUUGCAAAUGGUUGCCAUGACAACUUCCGUCUGUUUAUGUCGGCUGAACCGGCCGCUACGCCUGCAGCACACAUCAUACCGCAGGGCAUUCUGGAGUCUAGUAUCAAGAUCACUAACGAACCACCUACUGGGAUGCAGGCUAACAUCCACAAAGCAUUAGACAACUUCAAUCAAGAAACGCUAGAAAUGUGUGGUAAGGAAGCUGAAUUUAAAGCGAUUUUGUUCGCUCUGUGCUACUUUCAUGCUGUCGUUGCUGAAAGACGCAAGUUUGGUCCUCAGGGAUGGAACAAGAUCUAUCCUUUUAAUGUUGGUGAUCUGACAAUAAGCGUGUUCGUCUUAUACAACUACUUGGAAGCGAAUGCAAGAGUGCCAUGGGAAGAUCUCCGUUACUUAUUUGGAGAAAUCAUGUACGGUGGACAUAUUACUGAUGAUUGGGAUCGUAGGCUUUGCAAUGCAUACUUGGAAGAGUUGAUGCAGCCUGACUUAGUAGACGGUGAACUCCAACUAGCCCCGGGGUUCCCAGCUCCCCCCAAUACAGACUACGUAGGCUACCACCAGUACAUAGAAGACGCUAUGCCAGCCGAGUCUCCCUACCUCUAUGGCUUGCAUCCCAACGCCGAGAUCGGUUUCCUUACUACAACUUCUGAGAAUCUGUUUAGGACUAUAUUUGAGAUGCAGCCGAGAGAUGCUCAGGCUUCUGGAGCGGCGACCGUUACUAGGGAGGAGAAGGUAAAGCAAAUGCUAGAUGAAAUAAUAGAGAAGCUACCAGAAGAAUUCAACAUGACUGAAAUCAUGGGCAAAGUAGAAGAGAGGACUCCCUACGUCAUUGUGGCGUUCCAAGAGUGUGAGCGGAUGAACUAUCUCACUGGAGAGAUGAAGAGGUCUCUAAGGGAACUGGAUUUAGGUCUCAAGGGUGAACUGACAAUCACAUCAGAUAUGGAAGAUUUGGAAAAUGCUUUGUUUUUGGAUCAAGUUCCAGCAAUUUGGUCAAGUCGAGCAUAUCCAUCGCUGCUUGGUCUCUCAGCUUGGUUUGUGGACCUUACACUGAGGUUACGAGAACUUGAAACUUGGGCUACUGAUUUUGUCUUGCCAGCAUCAGUAUGGCUGGGCGGUUUCUUCAACCCUCAAAGUCUACUGACAGCCAUCAUGCAGAGCACGGCGAGGAGGUACGAACUGCCGCUGGACAAGAUGUGUCUGCAGUGUGACGUCACUAAGAAGAUGAAGGAAGAGAUCGCCGACACGCGGACCGCACCACGGGACGGCGCAUUCGUCCAUGGUCUGCUGAUGGAAGGCGCGAGGUGGGACCAGCAAGCCGGCAUCAUUAUGGACUCUAAGCUUAAAGAUCUGUUCCCACCUAUGCCUGUGAUUAAUGUUAGGGCUAUAACCCAAGACAAGCAAGAUCUCCGCAACAUGUACGAGUGUCCAGUAUACAAGACGCGUACUAGAGGACCGACAUACGUGUGGACGUUCAACUUGAAGACCAAGGAUAAGCCAGCCAAGUGGACACUAGCGGGCGUUGCUUUGUUGUUACAGAUUUAAUUUUUUUUUGUGUUUCAGUAAUUUUAAAUAUUAUUUUGAAGAUAUAAGUAUUAUUUUGUGCACGGCUUACUUUUGAUUAUUGUAUUAGCACUUAUGUAUAUCUUUUGGAAAUUGCGAUUAAAUCGUGUUGGGAUACGGGUUCACGUUUCUGUUCGUUUAUGCAGAUUUUAUAGAAUUUUAGUUACUGGGCAUCUAUGUAAAUGUUUAUAGUUAAAAAGUGAUGAAAAUAAAUUUUAUUUCAUGUUUU